AUGACUCUUCCUAAACCCCAAACACCCGCUGCGCACAACAUCGUGCAGCGCAACUGGCGCGCCGCGCGCAUCGGCGGCCGGCGCGCCCGUGCGGCGGCGUCCAUCCAGGCGGGCUGGAGGGGCCACCGCGCCAGGCGGACGGCGGACGCCAUGCGCAGGGAGGCGGCGCGCCGCGCGCGCGCCGCGACGGCCGCCCAGGCCAUCCGGCGCGGCGCCGCCGCGCGCCGCGACUUCGCGCGUGCCCGCGCAGCCGCGCUGUGCGUGCAGUCACUCGCACGCGGGGCGCUGGCGGCGCGGGACCUCCGGGCGCGGCGGGAGGCAGAGGCGGCGCGGCGGCGGGCGGCGGCGGCGCUGGCCAUACAGAGCGCCUGGAGGGGCCACCAGCAGAGGGAGAGGUUCCUCGCCGACCGCGGCGCCAUCAUCCGCGCCCAGGCCCUCGCGCGCGCCGCCCUCGCGCGCCGCGCCCUUGCCGCGCGCCACGCCGCCGCGGCGCGCAUCCAGGCGGCGUGGCGGGGCCACGCGGUGCGGCAGGUGCUGCGUGCCAGCGCGGGCUUCGCAACCUGGCUGCAGGCCUGCUACAGAUGCAGCCGCCUGCGCGUCCGCUUCCUGCGGCUGCGCGCCGCCGCGGUCACGGCGCAGUCCGCGCGCCGCGGCGCGGUCGAGCGGCGCGCGCACCUCAAGAGGCGCGCGGCGGCGGUGGCGCUGCAGGCGGGGUGGCGCGGGUGCGCGGCGCGGCGGUCCUUUGGGAGGGUGCGCGGCGCGGCCGUCGCCAUCCAGGCGGGCUGGCGGCGCCACGCGGCCCAGGUGCAGCUGCAGGAGGCGCGUGCCGCGGCGGUUGCGCUGCAGGCCGGGUGGCGCAUGUUUGCCGCGUCGAGGGCACUGUCGGAGCAGCGGCAAGCGGCGCUCAGGCUGCAGGGCGCGUGGCGGUGCAGGGACGCGGCGCAGCAGCUGGCGCGGCACAGGGCGGCGGCCAGGGUGCAGGCGCAGUGGCGUGGGCACCAGGCGCGCGCAGCGCUCGUGGAAGCGCGCGGGGCUGCGACCUGCAUUCAGGCCGGCUGGCGGCGGCGCGCGCAGCGCAGCAGCUACAACAAUUCGCGGCAGGCGGCGGUGGCGCUGCAGGCCGCCGCGCGGGGCAAACAGGCACGCGUGUGGCUGCAGCAGCGGCAGGCGGCGGCCGCGGCGCUGCAGCGCGCAUGGCGCUGCCGCGAGGCUCAGCGCCUGUUCGCGCGCCACCGGGCGGCGGCGCUUAUACAGGCACACGCCAGGGGCGUCUCGUUGCGGCGGCGCCUGGCGAUGCUGGCGGCAACUGCGACGCGGCUGCAGGCGGCGUGGCGCGGGCACGCAGUGCGGCGCGAGUACCAGCAGCAGCGGUCCGCCGUGGUGGCGCUGCAGGCUCACGCGCGCGGCUGGCUCGUGCGGCGGGCGGUGGCGCGCCAGUCCGCCGCGGCCACCGCCAUCCAGGCAGGCUGGCGGCGCCAUGCAGCGCAGCAGCAGCUGGCCAAGGCGCACCACGCGGUUGUCGCGCUGCAGGCGGCGUGGCGGAUGUUCUCGGCCUCCCAGGCUCUGGCGCGGCAGCGACGGGCGGCGCACACGCUGCAGUGCGCCUGGCGCUGCCGCCAGGCCACCCGGAUGCUGCAGCGGCACCAGGCGGCGGCAGCAGUGCAGGCGCACUGGCGCGGGUACGUCGCGCGGCGCGCGUUUGCGUCGGCACGUGCGGCCGCCACCGCCAUCCAGGCGGGCUGGCGGCGGCACGCGGCGGAGGCGCACCUGCGGCAGGCGCGGACCGCGGCGGUGGCGCUGCAGGCCGGGUGGCGCAUGUUUGCUACGUCAAGGGCGCUGGCGGAGCAGCGCCGCGCGGCGCUCACGCUGCAGCGCGCUUGGCGCUGCCAGGCAGCCUCCAUGACGUUCGCGCAGCACAAGGCGGCAGCGGCAAUACAGGCUGUCUGGCGCGGCCGCGUCGCACGGGUGCAGCUGCAGCAGCAGCGCGCCGCCGCGACCAACAUUCAGGCCUGCUGGCGGCGGCACGUGGCGCUAGGCCAUUACUUCGGUCUGCAGCGCGCCGCGGUUGCGCUACAGGCGGCCGUGCGCGGCAAGCGGGCGCGUGCGGAACACCAGCAACAGCUGGCGUCGGCGGCGGCGCUGCAGCGCGCGUGGCGCUGCCGCGAGGCGCGGCGCCUGUUGGAGCGCCACCAGGCGGCGGCGCGCAUCCAGGCGCACGCAAGGGGGUGGUCCGUGCGGCGGCGGCUGACGAUGCUGGCCGCAACGGCGACGCGGCUGCAGGCGGCGUGGCGCGGGUACGCCGCGCGGCGCGAGUACCGGCAGCAGUGGGCGGCGGCGGUGGCGCUGCAGGCGCACACGCGCGGCUGGCUCGUGCGGCGGGCGGUCGCGCGCCAGGCGGCGGCGGCGGUUGUUCUGCAGGCGGCAGCGAGGGGCCGCAGGCAGCGGGCCCUGCUUGCGCAGCAGAGGGCGGCGGCCACCCGCAUCCAGGCGGCGUGGCGGGGCCACGAGGCGCGCGGUGCCUACCAGCGGCAGCGCGGCGCGGCGGUGCAAAUCCAGGCGUGCGCCCGCAUGCUGCCUGUCCGCGCCCGGUUGGUGCAGCUGCGGGCGGCGGCGGUCGUUCUGCAGGCGGCGGCGCGCGGCCGCCAGGCGCGCGUGCUCGCGGAGCGUGCGCGCGCGGCGGUGGAGCUGCAGCGGCGAUGGCGCGGCGCGGCGGCGCGGCUGGGGCUGGCGCGGGAGCGGCAGGCGGCGCUGGUGCUGCAGUGCGCGGGGCGCGGGCUGCUGGCGAGGCGCAACGCGCAGGCCGUGCGGGACUAUCUGCGCAGCGCCAGCGAGUUUCAGGCCAUGCUCAUGGAGCUCCACAACCGCACAACAGCCGCCACCACGAUCCAGUCAGCGUGGCGCGCGCGCGUGGAGCGCCACGCGUUCGCGCCGGCCUGGGACUCGCACCAGCGCGCCAAGCGCGAGGCCGCGGCCGCGGCGGCGAUCCAGCUGGCCUGGCGGGCGCGGCGCUUCCGGUCGAUGGUGGCCGCCCGCGUCGCUGCGCGCGCCACGAUCUCGCGCCACGUCCCCGCCCUCCGCGCCCGCCUCGCGCUGCUGCGCGCGCGCCGCGCGGCGGUAGCACUGCAGCACGCGUGGCGGCAGCAGGCCCUCCGUCACGCGCGCGCGGCGCUCGCGCUGCAGUGCGCCGCGCGCGGCUGGCUCGCGCGCCGCGCGGCUCGGCGCGUCGUCGGCGCGGCCGUCCGCAUCCAGGCGGCGUGGCGCGGCCACCGCGUGCGGCGCGGCGCGGGGCGCAGCGGGCGGGAGGCUCGGAGGCGGCUGGAGGCCGCGGCGGCGGCGGCGGAGGGGGCGCCGCACAGGCGCAUCGGCGCGCGCGCGAGGGAGGCGCUCAAGGUCCUGCUGGCCAGCAAGUCGUGCGCGCAGGUCAUCACCGCCGUGGCGGCCAUGGAGUUCAGCACCCGCUACAGCAAAGAGUGCUGCACCCUCAUCGCCGAGAGCGGCGGCGUCGCCGCGCUGCUGCAGUUCAUGCGCGGCUGCAACCGGUCAAAGCCGCACGCGGAGAUGCUGCGGCUGGCGCUGGCGGUGCUGCACAACUGUGCGCGGUGGCGGGAGCUGGCGCCGCCGGUGCUGGCGGCGCCGGAGUGCGUGGCGGUGCUGAGCGAGAGGAUGCAGAUGUUCAGGGACAUGGAGGACAUCUUCCUGCUGGUGGUGGGCCUGCUGGCUCGCCUGGCCUCCACCGACGCCGGCGCCCUCGCGGUCGCGGCCGACGCGGGGCCGGCGUUCCUGCGGCAGUGGGAGGGCGUGGCUGCCAUCAUAGCGCGCAAGCUGGACAUGGAGCGAAAGUACAUCGCGCGGCUCGAGGGCCAGAAGGGCAGCGACGCGUCCGCCCGCGAGGCGACCCGCAAGAUGGUCGCGGCCGCCAAGCAGCUCGAGGCGCUGCAGCAGCUGGUGCGGCGUGUGACGGACGCGGGGGAGCGCGGCGGCAUUACCAUGGUGCACCAGCAGCCCACAGCGGGCGGCGGCGGCGGCGGCGGCGGCGGCGGCGGCGGGGAGUUUGGAUUUGGAGAGCUGCCGCCGCUGGACGCUAUGGCGCACCCGGAGGCACACGCAGGCGGGGGCGGCGGCGGGGCCGGCCACGGCGGCGGGGGCGGCGGGGCGGCGUCGGCUUGGAAGCCGAAGAAUACAAUCGUGCGGGGCGUGUUCAGGGACAUGGGGGCAGCCGCGGCGGCGGCGGCGGCGGCAGCGGCGGCGCAGCAGCAGCAGCAGCAGGCGGCGGCGGGCGACAAGGCGGGGCAGCAGGACCAGCAGCCGCGCCGGCGGGUGUAA
Monoraphidium neglectum is the source of this 4323-nucleotide messenger RNA. Its product is annotated as putative Abnormal spindle-like microcephaly-associated protein like protein. The coding region runs from base 1 to 4323 and encodes 1440 amino acids. Gene Ontology annotation, cellular component: spindle pole. The transcript has 9 exons. The record is from RefSeq and is a predicted model, not a curated record. NCBI's taxonomy places the organism in Eukaryota, Viridiplantae, Chlorophyta, Chlorophyceae, Sphaeropleales, Selenastraceae. Gene Ontology annotation, biological process: spindle organization; mitotic cell cycle; establishment of meiotic spindle localization. Gene Ontology annotation, molecular function: protein binding.